This is a messenger RNA of Cuscuta epithymum, 1176 nucleotides long. NCBI's taxonomy places the organism in Eukaryota, Viridiplantae, Streptophyta, Magnoliopsida, Solanales, Convolvulaceae. The record is from the annotation of a GenBank genome assembly.
GGCUGAUAAGCCUAAUAAGUGGAAUAACUGGUUCACCAAACUGGCACUUAGUGUUUUGCCGCUCAUAUUUUAGAAAGUAGGGAGCGUGAAAUUUUUGCCGCUCACCAGGAGAAUUAUUAGGUUUCCGCACUCUCUCCUUAACCCUACCUUCUCUUCUCUUUUCUUCGUUCUUCAAAUUGUGCAUAUACAAGAACGGAAAAUACUGCAACAGCGAGAAACGGCGCUACUCAAUUGACGAGAAAGUGUGCGACUGAAUCUGGGGAUAAUGGGUGACUGAAUCGGAGAUAAUGGGUGACUCCAUCGGCGAUGGUCCGAUGUUCAUCUUGUCCUUCGAGCUUCAAAUUGUCCGUCUUCUCCUUCAAGCCUCAUCAUCUCCUUCUGAUUAUCUUCCUUAAGCUUCUUUAACAGAUAAGUAUUUUUUAUUUUUAAAUUCAUCAUCUCUUUGUUCGAAUGCUUUGAUACAAUUUAACUUUGUAGGAUUUGGGUACCUAGUUGUCUUCACCCUAUUAGCUGAUUCCAUAAAGACAAAAUUAAGGCUACAAACAUCAUGUAUUUCCUUAUUCAGAUUCGGAUUAAGCAGAAUAUGAAGGAUCUCUUAGAGUAGUUUCUGACUGGACGAUAGAAUAGGUGGACCCUUCCAACAUCCCCUCUUCCUCACGAAAGGAAACAGGGAGUCCCAUUGACAUUGAUUCGGACUCAGGCACUGAAGAAGUGUUUACUGAAUCUUUGAAUUCCCAGAAUGAUACAGCAGCUCACUUACUAGACUUUAUUCAGCCUGCAGACAAAAGGAAAGAAACAUUAAUGGAAGGAAUUCCCUCAUCUGAGUUAUAUCGAACUGAUAAGCCCAAAGAUGACUACGACCUUAUGCAGUUAAUCAAAAUUAAAGACUAUGAUCCUGUUAUAGCUGCAAAAGGAUACUCAUCUGAUGGUGAUGGCGGGUUUAUUGAUAAUCUGCAAUCAUGGAAGACUGGGCAAGAGAAACUCACUCAGAAAUUGAAAGCUUUGAUGGAUAAUAUGCCUCAAAAGUCUGAUGCAGAUCUUAUGGAGAACCUAGAAAGGAAAGGAAUAGUUCAGCAAGAUGGAUUUAUAACAGUGGCACGGAAAAAGAAGAAAAAGCAGCCUACACAAGUUGUUCCAGACACUCCUAGACUCACUAGGAAUGCAGCUAAAAAGCUG